This is a messenger RNA of Aureobasidium vineae, 201 nucleotides long. The record is from the annotation of a GenBank genome assembly. Lineage: Eukaryota; Fungi; Ascomycota; Dothideomycetes; Dothideales; Saccotheciaceae.
AUGGCUUCUCAGACAAACAUCGAUCUGUAUCCGAAGCAGUUCGACCCCGCAAACACAAUUACUAAUGAUAUACCAGGCACACCCAACGGCCACAAAGUGCACAUUGCCUUUGAAGAGCUGGGCAUCAACUACAAUGUCCACAAGAUUGACAUCUCCAAGAAUACUCAGAAGGAGGAAUGGUUCUUGAAGAUCUGNCCGUAA